CAUUUUUUUGAGCCAGGACAGAAAUGACAUUGACUUAAAGAGAAGAGAUUACUGUAGCGGACACUUUUUUCAGCUGAGAGCUUCAUUUACAAUCUGACUGUGGCCUUGGAUAUGCUGUAUAAUGAGAUGCCAAGAUGUCUGGUGAAUCUGGUUCAGGUGCUGCCUCUGGAAGCACUCAGAGAGGUUAAUAAUGGAGGUCUAGGCUGCAUAUUGCAGAAAUCAUUUUGCUCUUGCUUGGUGAGACCCACUGCAGACUCCCCCGAACUAAAAGAACUCAUUGAACUGAAUGGAAUCUUUCAGCAAAAGGUUGAAGAACUUAUAGCUUCUGGGAGAUUUGACAAAGAUGACUUCACUGUAAUACUUCAGCCCUAUCUGACAGAAGCACAGCCUCCCCGAGAUCAGAAAGGAAAUAUCGAUUUUUCCUUCUUCGCACCUGACUGUUUCCAUUUCAGUGUCAAAGGACAUGAGGAACUUGCAAAAGGACUCUGGAACAAUAUGUUUCAACCAGAAGGAAGCAAGGACAAGCUGGAUUACAUCUCAGAGCCAAUACAACUAAUUUGCCCAACAAAGGCACAUCCUUACAUUUAUACUAAAUACAAUUCAGUACAUGAUAAUCCUACAGCUCUCGGAAAGGUUACUGGCAACUCAGCCACUUCAUUCAAACACCAGUUGCUUUUGCUAGCUUUAUCCAGUAUUUGUCUCCUAAUAAUACUUUAGACUGCCAGGAGGAUUAUGAGUAUGACAUUGCUAUUUUAACAACGCCGGUCUGAAGAUCCAGAAGUUCAGAUAACUAAUAACAAACCUUGUAACUGGUAAAAUACACUUACACUAGAAGUGAAUCGAGCAGUUCAGUUCACACUGCAGUGUUCCCAAAUAACAAUAAGAACUGUCUUUGUUUUCUAAAGGAGCCGUUAACAUUUUAUACAGUUACCUUUUCAGUUGUGUGUUUUGCCUUGCUUUGUGCUGACUUUCUUAGAGAAGACUAUGAGAAGCAUUUAACUGAAACAUCUCUUCAUAAAGGCUAAGAAUGCAAAUUACUCAUUAAUUGAAGCAGCGACUUA
Polypterus senegalus (gray bichir) is the source of this 1061-nucleotide messenger RNA. Its product is annotated as phospholipase B1, membrane-associated. Lineage: Eukaryota; Metazoa; Chordata; Cladistia; Polypteriformes; Polypteridae. Gene Ontology annotation, molecular function: retinyl-palmitate esterase activity; phosphatidylcholine lysophospholipase A1 activity; A2-type glycerophospholipase activity. Gene Ontology annotation, cellular component: brush border membrane. Gene Ontology annotation, biological process: phospholipid metabolic process. The coding region runs from base 112 to 717 and encodes 201 amino acids. The record is from RefSeq and is a predicted model, not a curated record. The transcript has 8 exons.